CAGCACCACUGAGGUCCUCGGCUGUCUCAGUUUGGUGACCUCCUAAAAUGAGCUUCAUGGACACGACCAUCUUGCUCUUCAGCCUCGUCCAAGGUGUCCUGUGUGCUGAGUGGUCAGUUCAGAUGCCUCAGAUAAUUAAAGCUGUGAGCAUGUCCUGUGUAGUCAUCCCCUGCACAUUUAGUGUCCCCGAUGGACAGACAGGUGGAGGGAGUCGGACAGCAGCGUCAUGGAUAAGAAACUCAACGCUUUGUACCUCAAGUGGUGACAAGAAAGGACAACUGCCGCUAGUUGAGGUGAUUGGUGACAUGUCAGCAAACAACUGCACGUCCAUCAUGAGAGAGACACGCAGAAGGCACUCCGACUUGUACUUCUUCAGGACUGAAUACUUUAACUACACCUACCCGACAGGGGUCUUCAUCAACAUCAGCGUCUCCCCAGACAAACCAGUCAUCUCCCCACUGGCUGAAGUGCAAGAGGGGACAUCAGUCAAUGUGACCUGCACUGUCCCCAUUCCGUGUCCCUCUGAGUCACCCAAGCUGAAGUGGCACAAUGUACUGAAUGGGACGGUGACACAAGAACAUGUGAUGAACGCAGACGGGACGGCGUCUCUGUCAUCAGUUCUGACAUUUGUGGCCUCACCUGAGCACCACAAGAGCAUCACAUGCAGUGUGGACUACGGGGGGAGAAAUCAAAGUAAGAGCAGCACAGUGAAAGUCCAGCGCAGGAUCACUGGUGAACAGGGACAUACGGCCUUGAAUGUGGUGAAAGGUGUGGGCCUGACGAUGGAAAUCCUUCUGGUGGUCACAGUCAGCAUUGUGGUGGACUGCAGUGGGCCAUUGAGGAUGUUCUUUUCGACAAACCAUGGAUGCUACGGAGUGCACUGGGGGUCACUCAACAUCCUAACAGUGACACAGCAAGCCAUAAGACAGGGCCUUAUUAAAAGAGACAGUCAAGUGCUGAGCCCCCCAACGCUUAUGAAGACAACAGCGGCCCCCAGCUAG
Messenger RNA from Polypterus senegalus (gray bichir), 1001 nucleotides. Its product is annotated as sialic acid-binding Ig-like lectin 8. Bases 48 to 1001 code for a protein of 317 amino acids. The transcript has 5 exons. The record is from RefSeq and is a predicted model, not a curated record. Lineage: Eukaryota; Metazoa; Chordata; Cladistia; Polypteriformes; Polypteridae.